Hypomesus transpacificus is the source of this 2650-nucleotide messenger RNA. RefSeq lists its product as uncharacterized. Bases 461 to 1216 code for a protein of 251 amino acids. The record is from RefSeq and is a predicted model, not a curated record. The transcript is spliced from 2 exons. Lineage: Eukaryota; Metazoa; Chordata; Actinopteri; Osmeriformes; Osmeridae.
ACUGGAGGUGGCAGUUAGCUACUUUGCAUGACACUUCACUGUGGCACAGUGGUUAGCUUCAGCUGUGGUCCUCACAAGAACAUCUUACAUGCGGUCUGAUAGCUCAGUUGUACCUGCAAAGACGCAUGGAAAUGUAUAAUGUGUUGAGUUCACAAGUUUGAAUGGAUAUGGCUUUAGUAAUGUGGGCCGUGUGUGUGUUACAUCAUUUUGGGCCCUGAUUUAUAAAGCGAGUUUAUCAAAUAAGCCAGGCUAAUUGAUUUGGUUCCAUGAAGCAAUUCAACAAGCUCAUGAUGCUUAAAUGUAUUAUACAACGCGAAGAUUGCAACCUACAUGUUAGUUAAUGUGACCUUAAAGAAACUGAUUCAUUAGGUUUCUUCAAGUCUCUUUUUGUAGUGCGCAUUAUGGAACAGGUCUCCUGUGGUUAGAGUUUGUAUUUGUGAAUAGUGUUGUCAUUGUCUCCAUGACUACCUCCUCCUUGUCCCACGAAAACACCAGGACCUAUCAGAGUUCUCUGCAGCUGAGGUGGCUCCUCCCCCUCCAGCCCUUCAUGCCACACCCCGACAUGCCAAGCCCGAGGUACCUCCUCCUCUUGACAGCCUCUCAUGUGCCCUUCACGAUGAUCACAACUUCCAGCGCUGUGCUGAUUGGCUGCCAGUUCAGCAGCUCCAUACUACUACUACUACUAGUCCCCUUUCUGCCUUCCUCUGUGCUGUUUCAGGGAAUCCCUAAUGAACCCAGACCUCUGUUGGCUGACCUGCCAGAUAAACUUGCCCAUCCCUUGUUGCAUGGUUCUUCCAAAACCAAACUGCCAGCCCAGUCUUUGUCCCUGCCCAAGCCGGCAGUCAAGACCCAACAGAAGAGGCAGUCCCUUCCACUGCUAAAGCCCAAAGCCAUGUCCCAGCCCCGGUCCACUAGUGCUGUCUACCUGGUCAGGCCUGAUAGCCCCUCACACUCCCCUAAAGGGAUGCAGCUCCUUCAGCCCACCUCUGAGGCUGAGCCUGUCCUGCUCUCCUCUGUCACUGAGGGGUCGGCUGGCCUCAAACCCGGAGGCCCCUCAGGGAGGAUCCACCUCCACAGGCCUCCCCAGGGCCACAGGCCUCCCCAGGGCCACAGGCCUCCCCAGGACCACAGAGCCCCUGACAGUACCCACUGUCUCCCCACCUGGCAACCCAACUGGAAGGUGUUCUCUCUCACACACUCACUGGGUGUUGGUUAGCCCGAAGAUUACUGGUCACGUUGUGGUGCAUGGUUACGGUUUAGGCUAAAUCUAGCUCUGAAAAGAACUGAUCUAUUAGUUUUGUUUUAAUACGAACUGUGAGAAGGGACUGGGGAUAUUUCUGACUGUGUAUUGAUUUAUUGACUCUAAGCCCAGUGAAGAGGAUUUCAGUCUUCCUCUUACGCCAAUCCAGUCUGCUUCUCCUUCGCCAGUCUCCCUGCUCAACACUGCCUUGAUUCAGGUUAGAAUCUUGGUAUUGACUCGCCACUACUGAACGCAAAACUCCUAACAUUUGACAUUUCACCUCUGGUCAUCUCAGGAUCCUGACCAGAGUGUUGAUGCUCCUGUAGGGAAGAACACAAGACCCCAACGACUAGCUUCGGUUGGUAGACCUUCUCAACAUACCCAACCAAAAGUCCCCAAUAUGGGGAAAAAAACAUGUUAAAUGCAGAUAAAUCAGUUAUGUUUCAGAGAUAUACUAUUGUACUGAUCAAGUCUACUCCUAUCCUAGUACAAGGUUUUUCCUCAAGAGGUCUCUCCCCUCUUGGUUGGCCUGCCCUCCAAGCCCUCUACCUGGCCCCAAACCAGAGUAGACCCAGGUUCCUUCUGCUUCAGUCCUGUGGGCCAUAUCUCCUCCACCCCACUCCCCACACAGCUCUCUGCUCACGCUGGCUUCGCCCAGUUUGAUUCACCAGAUGAACUUUUGUCUUUGGUACAGUUUUGUUUUCCCCUCACAAUGGGUGGUUAGGGUUGCACUGCUGUGUCUGAAGGUGAUUUAAAUGUAAUCUCACACCUGGUAUAGUUAUGAACACAUGUCUGAUUGAUUAUAAAUGGUGCUGUGUGUGUGUGGCAGAGGAUGAAUGAAAGCAGCUGUUCAGUGUGUGUUGAUGAACUGACAGUUGCAUGACAGCUGAAGUAUGGGGACUAACCUCUCACCCCCUGGCUUACGGGUUUACACACACACACACACACACACACACACACACACACACCUCUCUGAGCAGGAUCAUCAUGAGUCUACAGAUGUGCCUCUGCCCAAGGGGAGGCAUUCGAAGAUCCCCCUCAUCCGGCCGUCCACUGUCACCCCAGUCAGGAGGUGUGGUGGGGUCUCCCUUCUCUCCAAGGACCCAGGGCUAGGAGAGGUAUCCAUUGAGCUCUGCGGGACAAUACCAUUCCUCUUGGUCUCUGGUGGUCACAGGAGAAUUAGUUCUGGGCCUUUCACCAAGGCAGGGUGGCCUGGUCGGUCAGUGUAUUACUCACAAGGGGUUGCUUGGAGGAAAACGGGGACGAUCUCACAACUUUUCUUCAGUCAGACAUGAUCCAAAAGGCACUUCUACAGUGGUGGUCACUUUGACAUGCUAAUGUUAGCAAAUGGGUGUCUAGCAGCAUAUGACAACCUGCCUCUAAAUAUGUCUUGACUCAAUGACGCAUGUG